Messenger RNA from Lepisosteus oculatus (spotted gar), 4475 nucleotides. RefSeq names its product protein phosphatase 1, regulatory subunit 3B (gene ppp1r3b). Gene Ontology annotation, cellular component: protein phosphatase type 1 complex. Gene Ontology annotation, molecular function: protein phosphatase 1 binding; glycogen binding. The record is from RefSeq and is a predicted model, not a curated record. Lineage: Eukaryota; Metazoa; Chordata; Actinopteri; Semionotiformes; Lepisosteidae. Gene Ontology annotation, biological process: regulation of glycogen biosynthetic process.
UUAGCAAGUACCUUAAAUGUCACUGUCGAUUGCGUCUACUCCGUCUGUGUACAUCCAGGCACGUUUUCGGUGAAUGAAACCCCCAGAACAUUUUCUUUCAUCUUGACUAAAUGUGUUGCUAAAUUAUUGUAUAUUUAGCAUUUUAAAGUACUUGGAGAAAUUACACCAUGCAGGUCCUCCGAGUUGUAAGUACACACUAAAUUGCACUGCAAAUUUGUAUCCGGCGCUGAAAGUUACAAAAAACAAGUUGUGGUAUUUCCCAUCAUCCUUAUGCAGCUAGAAUUGGUUUAGAAUAGGCGAGCUAUAUGCACUCUUUAGUAUCCUGAACUGUUGCCCAUGACGAUUUUUUAUGCCUUUCGUGAUUUAAAUUCAGUGUAGCUACUUUACACGCUACUGGAGUGGUGGUUGUCGAUAUUAAUUUGUAUGUGAAUCGCAAGUUCCUUUUCGUUGACGGAAGGAGAAACUCUUGCCUGCGAAGAUGGUUUUAACUUAAAACAACCAGGAAGAGGUGUUGACCAGGGAUUGCAAGUUUGCGCAGUUGUAAUCGUUUAAUCGUGCACCCAGGUUACACUGAAAUGAACUCCUCCAGUGUCUUAGGCUUUUUCCCUCACAAGUCUGCCAUACCUCUAGAGUUGGCCAUGCCUCUGUAUCUGACGAGAGAUGACUUCCGUUACAAGAGGAUCCCCAAGCUGGGCAAACCCCUGCGGUCUUGCGUUCACCGGACCUCCAUCUUGAAGGUGAAGCCGCAAGACUUCAGCAACCACUCGGAGGAAAAGUCCAAAGCCAAGAAACAAGUGUCCUUCGCUGACCACAAGGGGUUUGCUCUCACCAUGGUCAAGAUCUUCUCCGAGUUUGACGACCACAUUGAUAUUCCUCUGAAUAUCCAGGAGCUCAUUGAUACGGUGGUGAACAUGUCCAUGGAAGAGGAUCACCUUAUCCUGGACUUCGCCCAGCCCUCCUCAGACUACCUGGCCUUCCGUCAGCGUCUGGAAGUGGACUGCGUGUGCCUCGAGAACUGCAUGCUGAAGGAGAAAUCCUUGGUUGGCACAGUGAAGGUAAAAAACCUGUCCUUCGAGAAGUCCGUGAAGAUGCGUGUCACUUUCGACACUUGGAAGAGCUUCAGGGACGUGGAAUGCCAGUACGUCAAAGACACCUACACCGGAUCCGACAAGGACACUUUCUCCUUCGAGAUCAACCUCCCCAGCAAAAUCCCCCCUCACGAACGCAUUGAAUUUGCUGUUUUAUAUGAAUGCUGCGGGCAGACCUUUUGGGACAGCAAUCAAGGUCAAAACUACAAGGUUGUCCGAUCAGUCCUGAAAAGCUCCUCCCAGAACGGCGACAAAGGUGGUUUCCAGUCAAGUAGCGCCAUAGAGGACUUGGGGAUUCACUGUGACCUAUAUGGCAGCCCCAGAUGUGCACAUGGAAUCUUCCCUGAAUGGCCCAGCUAUGCAGGCUAUGAAAAAAUUGGACCCUACUACUAGCUGUCACGCACGGCUCUCCAGGAUUCAGUUUGUAGUAGAGUGCAUCCUUUUUUCAGGUAUCUUCAGGGAAAUGCAAAAAGAAACUGGGAUAGCCAUCUAGUCACCUGCUUGAAAGGGUCAAAGAAAUCUGUGGAUGAGCUUGAAAGAGCAGAGCAGGUUUAAAUGCAGCUAGACAGUAAUGCUUUUACGUGAAGGUUGUCUGCUGAGACUCAUGUUGCAAAAGACAUUGGUUCUUAAGACUGUGGCGCGUACACUGAAGUGUGACAGCCUUGGAAGCAUAUCUCUAGAGAGAGGCCUUACUUGUUUUUGUCAGGCUUAUUGUGAAAAGAGACGCUUUAGACAUUUUCUAUUUUUCUAUUGUAGUGCUAUGCUGUGUGCUUCUUCUAAAUUUAUUAUGGGGACAUUUUGAAGCCAAUAUGUAAUGUCAGUGGAUGUAAGACUAGACAAUAGUGGAUACUCAGGAUUAUAGAAAAUGGCUUCAGACAUGUUGCUGCUAUUGUUGGCAAGAAUGCGCUGUCUGCAAUCAUAGAGGAGGGCUUCGCUGAAUUUAGUGGAAACAGUCUUUAUAGUCUGUUAGACUCCCAGACAUGUUUGCUGUAGUGGGUGGAAUUCUUCUUGGCAAUCUUGGUGGGCCUGGAAUUAGCAUUCACCACAGGAAGGCAUUGGAGUAGUUCUGCCAUUUCAAAUUUCUUCCACGUGUUGACAGCUUGUACAGUUGCUCCAUUACCCUGUUGUUGAAAAUGUAAUUUCUGAUCAGCCUUCAUGAUUUGUCAGAAAGGGAAAAAAUCCCGUCUCUACAUCAGACCCUGCUUCCCUAUUUGAAGAGAUUAUUUGGGGGAGUUUGGCAGAAGUGAUAUGACAUGGCAGUAUUGUUGGUAUAUUAGUGAAGAUCAGAAGCUUGUUUAUCUGUGGGAACAAAUGGUGGGAUAGAUAUUCUUAAAGCAGAUCUACACAGUGCAGUUGUACAAGAUCGACCAUCCACUGCGUUGCAGCGGUAAUCCUUUUACGGAGUAAUUGUGGACAGAAAGCAAACAGCUCAAGCUUUCUUAUCCUGAUGUUAAAGUUUAGUCACGUUUAUGUGGCCUGGACAAAGGGACCAGCCUCAAUCCUUGGAGCUUUGUGGAACUCGGAUCAGUUUAUUUCAUGACUGCGAUUGCACUCAUUUGUCUAUUGUUUCUCUGUCAUACUACCUGUUUUGCCUUCUUGUAGCCUAGUCUUGUGCGGCCAAUAGUUACUACAUGAUCCCUUGACUAGGGAUUUCAGUGGGUAUGUUACUGAUAAUCAUGAAAUGUAGUUUAAGUCAAAGCAUUUUUAACUUCCUUUUUCUCUUUUCUUUGCUAAGGUGGGAGGUCAAAAAACUCUGUACCACAAAAUUUCAAUUUCAUAUCAAUCCCUAAUUUGAAAGCGAUUUUCUCCCUGUGCUGCAUCAUAGAUUUUUAAGGACGAAAAUAAUGGCCAUUGAAAAUGAGCUGCAUCUAUUUUCUCCCUUCGAGUUCAUGACUUCUUUGCAGGUUUCAAAGGGAUUUUAUGAACAGAAUAUUUAUGUAUAUAACAGUUACAGGCUGUUAUUGGUGUCUGAUAGAAAUGAUUUCAUUUUGUUUUGGCAUAAUUUGCCUCUCAGUGUGCAAUUUUUGUGUUAGUGAGAUUGAAACAUGAAAAGUGUAAAUGUGAUCUCAUGAUGAGUUACAAAAUCUUAUCUGAGACAUCUGUACAUUAAAAUUACUGUGGCUGAUGCAAUUUUACCCUUCAUAGUUGUACUAUAUAUCAUAACCGAAUGAGCAGGGAUCAGAGUAUAGGUUUUGUACAUUUGUAAUCUAGAUUGUUUCAGAGUCCUUUGUCACAUUUAAAAUGUUGAAAUGUAUGCAUUGUUUUAAAUUGCAGGAAAUGUCUACUAAAGGAAAGCAGUUGAAGACUAGCUAAUGAUUUACCCUUUUGCAGAGGAAAAAAAUGUAAUUUUAAAGGAGAAAUGGCUUGAAAAUUUGAAUUUUUAGCAUUGUUAAUGUGAAGGGAACCUUUCAAGGGGUAAUGACACUGUAGAUUUUUGUGUUCUGUAUGUUUUAUUGUCAUUGUUUGCUGAUUUGAAUGUCAUCAAGUGACCUUUGGUGUAGUUUUAUGCAAAAGAAAUAUGUAUUGGGAGAAAUAUUUUAUCAUGCUGACUGCCAUGUUUUUUGUCUCAUUGUUGUGGGGGAUAGUAUAGAGUAUGAGAACUGUCUGUGCUUCCUCCUAAACUGUUGUUGAACUGUAUUGUGUAUCUCAAAGCAUUAAUGUUUAAAAAAAAUCUGAGAUGUGACUCCUUGACAGGAGAGCUAUCAGGUGCUUGUUCUUUUCUUGGCAGUCAGUGUUGAAACCAAUGAAAAUGCUGGAAUUCUCCCUGCACUUUAAACUAUCAAUAACACUAUUGUACACAAACGGAGAGCUGAUGAGGCCUGUUGACCACUAACAACUGUGAAGGAGAGGUCGUUUUAAGCAGGUUGAGUCAUCCUUUGUUUCUGUGGUGUGAAACGUUCAGACAGCCAAGAAGCAAGCAUAAUGUUGAUCUUUGCAAUGUGGUUGGUGUUGGAGGGUUUUGUUAUGUACAAAUGGGCCUGAAGUGUACACUGUAAAAAAAUAAAUAAAAUGACACCACAUACUAAGACUAGUUGCAAACUCACCAACUUGUUCAGUGAUUGAGGGGGUGUGGGGGUGUCGGAUGAACACAGUCAAAAGUGUGAAAUGAAUUUAAUGUUCUUUAGUAGAAAUUUCCCUCGAUUCAGAAUGUCAUCUGCAUCCUUGCAGUUGUGUGUUCAAGCAAAAUAUGUGCUUUUUUUGUGCUUUAAAGUGCCUUGUAUCAUAAGCUAUGAUCGAAAGGACCGUAGGGAUAUUUUUUGUAUGGGGUGGGAAAAUGCACUUUAAUUUCAGAGAUGUCGGAGUUCAUUUGUGCUUUCAAAAAAAAAAAAGAUUGUUUUAUCAUGUAAAAAAAAAAAAAUAUUUAAUAAAGGUUUUGUUAAUAAUCUU